CCAUCGUUUUUCUGUCAAAUUUGUUUGAUUUCACAUGAAACAAUGUCUCGUCUACCGGCCAUCGUAUCAUCAGAAGGAUAUGUCCCCGGAGUUAACGAGCCCGAACAAAUGAUUUGCCAGUACCUACAUAUGACCGGUUCUAUGGGAUGUUCUUGGUUCGGAUGUGAUGUUUCUACCUUCAGUUUACCCCUUUUGAUGCUUCAGCUCAGUAUGAUAUUCAUCGUCUCGCAUACCACCUUCUUCCUGCUCAAACCCCUACGACAAAGUAUUCUCUCUUGCCAACUUAUCGUAAGAAUUUAUAUACAUGCAUCCAUGCUUUCGUUUCUGAAAUCUCUUUUUGAUCAUGCCUUGAUUCGUCUGUUCCUUCCAGGGUUGUAUUGUUUUCAUCUGGUUCGUAAGACUCGACAAUCGCCUCCUCAACAAACUGUUCCCGGAAUCCGGCAAGUUGGUUCUUGACACCGUCGCCAGCUUUGGGUUCAUGCUGCAUGUUUUUGUCGUCGGAGUUCAGAUUGACACGAAUAUCUUGAAGAGUGUGCAUAGGCACAUGGUGCUCAUUGGUUGCAUGUCCUUUUUUCUUCCGUAUGCGGUUUGUAUAUUAUGCAUUGUGCCAUUGCCUAAUCUGAUCGAACUUGACGAAUUAAGCCUCCAUACUCUUCCAUUCGUCGCUGCUUUAACCUCCAUGACAACAUUCCCGGCUGUCACCUCCACUCUCUCUGAUUUAAACUUGUUAAAUUCCGAUCUUGGUCGAUUAUCUUGUAGCACAGCUUUAGUUACCGAUUCCUGCAGCUACGUCACAACUUUAGCUUUGACUACGAUUGGUGUAGCUUUGGAAAGAUCAGAAUGGAAGGCGUUGACCAAUAUCUUCUAUAUCAUUUGUUUUUUGUUCACCAUUUGUUUUAUAGUUCGGCCAUUUAUAUUGUGGAUGGCGAAGAGAAUUCCUGAAGGUCAGCAGAUAAAAGAGAGUCAAUUUGUUAUGGUGCUUGUGGCAGUUUUGCUAUGUGGGUUUCUAUCAGAGUGUUUGGGACAAAAUGCUUCGUUUGGUGGAUUCACGAUGGGUAUAUGUGUGCCUGAUGGACCUCCGUUUGGUUCGGCUAUGGUGAAUCGAGUUGACUGGAUGGCGACUUCCAUUUUAGUUCCAGCCAAGUUUGCAAUCUGUGCGUUUAAGGUCAAUCUAAGGUCUCUUGGAGGUGAUAAUGCGUUAGCUUCUGCAAUCACUGAGGAUGCUUUUCAUUUCGCUAUGAUCAUGUGUACCAAAGGCAUCAUUGAUGUAGCUGCCUUCUCGCUUAUACGAUCUAAUCGGGUGGUAACAGAACAAGGAUACUCUCUUCUUAUACUCAACAUGCUACUGGUGACAGGAAGUACGAGGUUUCUUCUAUGGCAUUUUUAUGAUCCAUCGGCAAGAUACCAAAGCUACAAAAGAACUAGCAUCUUGGAUAGCGAACCAGAUGAUUAUCUUCGAAUGGUGGUUUGCAUUCACAAUGAAGACAAUGUUCCAUCGAUCAUAAACCUUUUACAGGCAUCUAAUCCUUCAAGACAUCAACCUAUAGAAGUUAUCACAAUGAAUCUACUACAGCUCGAAGGUCGAGCUUCCGCCAUUUUAGUCCCCAGCUCCGAAGUCAAAAAGAUCCCAUCAGCCCAAACUCGAGUCUUUCAAGUUGGAAAUGCGUUCAAUUACUUCAGGCAACGUAACCGCAACUCUGUUGUAGUCGAACAUUUUGUCUCAAUGGCACCAUAUCGUACCAUGCAUGAAGAUAUCUUCACUAUCUCCAUUAACAAGUGCGCUAACAUUAUUAUCGUUCCAUUUCACAAAUGUUGGGGUAUUGAUGGAACUAUUGAUGCUACCUUUCCUGGAAUUAGAUCAGUCAACCUAAAACUCAUGGAGAAAACACCUUGUUCGAUCGGCAUACUUGUGGAUAGAGGCCAGAUCGGAGGACCUAAAUCUGUGUUAACCAGACGAACGGAAGUCUUCCAUAUUACCCAACUUUUCCUCGGUGGUGAAGACGAUAGAGAAGCACUUGCAUUAAGUUGUCGAAUGGCGCAACACCCGUAUGUAAGUUUGUUGGUGGUUGUGCUCCGGCCGGCGAAUGCUGACGUAGACCAGACACCAGAUAUGUUACACGAGAAGAAACUGGAUAAUGAGAUGAUAGAUCGAUUUCGUAUGGAGUGUAAAGGACGAGAUAUCUUUAUUCAACAGGAGGUGGUAGACGAUGGAGUACAAACAGUGCAUUUGCUGAGAGCAAUGGAAGAGGGUUGUGAUUUGUUUAUAGUUGGUCGAGCACAUUCUCUUUCUGGUUCUAAGUUAACGCAUGGGCUAUCGGAGAGACCGCAGUGCCCUGAACUGGGGCGGAUUGGAGACUUGUUAGCUUCGUCGGAGUUUCAGUUUUCUGUUUUGGUGGUGCAAACACAGCCGCUGGAAAGAAUUGAUUACGAUUGUGAGCAGAUUGUAUUUGGUAAAUGAUGUUAAUGAUGAAAUACUAUAGAGAUUGAUCAUUACUUGACUAUUUUGUCACUUAAACUGUUCAAAUCACUUAACGCCAUCUAGGGGAUUGAACGGGAUGCAUUUCUGGGUGGGCCCAAAAAAAAGAGGAGUUGGCCAUUGAUCAUGAAUGAUGGACCCAUUUUUAUAAAUCAAAUAAAAAUUCAUUUGUUUUCUUCCAAUGUUGUUUUUUUUUUUUUUUCUCUGGGGAGGAAAGUUCUCUAACGAUGGUUUUCAAGUCAGCGUUCAUAUACCGAUUAAUUUCUCGUUGCGAACAUGAGACUAUGCUUCAUUGUCUUGAAGUCAUUACAUGCGAACUUUCAUGGCCAUAUGGGCUUAGUAGUGUCAGGAUUUGAACAUGAGUCAAUAGGUUAUUCAUCAUAUCUUACAUAUGUCUUACCGAGUCACCACAACCUAAGUGAACAGUGAACAAAUUAUAUUAGAAGAAAACAGAAAAAGCUUAAGCAAGUUCCUCAAGCAAACCUAUCAGAAAACAUUUGAAAUGGGAAACAUACACCAACUAUGCCAAUCAAGCAUUUUUAAGUUAGAUUUAUGAGCAAUUCUAUUAAAGUUGCAGGUAAUAAUGUCAUCCGAAAAAAAAUUAAAAAAAAAUAAUAAUAAUAGA
This is a messenger RNA of Lactuca sativa (garden lettuce), 3101 nucleotides long. Lineage: Eukaryota; Viridiplantae; Streptophyta; Magnoliopsida; Asterales; Asteraceae. The record is from RefSeq and is a predicted model, not a curated record.